CGACCCCUAGGCCUGGAAACUUCCAUGUACCCCAGAUGUGGCCCUUAAAAAAAAAAAUUUACUUUUGCUUUUUGUAGUUUCAUGCCAAAGGAUUGGAAUUUAGUUAUGAAGAUCUAAUCUCUUUGACCUGAAACAAUGCUGGCUAUGUGUUUGGUACUGUAAAGGACAUGGAGGUCAAAUAGUGAGAUCCCUUAUCGCACAGGAAGGUAUACUCAGUUUCUUGUAAUAACCUGCAAAGGAAAAGCAUAUAUAUAUAUAUAUACAUCCCAAUCACUUUGCUGUAGACUUGAAACUAAAUACACAGCAUGGCAAAAUGAUGAGACCCUUGCUUUUAGGGAGCCUUCUAGUCUAGUAUCGUACGUAUUCAAAGGUGGUCCAGGGCCCUACCUGGGUGCUUUCAGGAAUUUGGAAUUUCAGGCCCCAUUCCAGACUUAAAUCAGAUUCAGCGUUUUAAUAAGAUUUUCUAUGAUUUAUAUGCACGACAAAGUUUGUGAAGAACUGGUUGAAUAGGAAGAAAAAAUACUAAUAGUUACAGGGAUCUGGAGAGGCCAUAGGAGAGGCGUGAAGUACAAAGGAGAUCAUGGUUAACACUUUUUUUUUUAAAUUUGGUACUUGUUUUCAAUUUCAGAGUAAGUUCAUCCUUGGUCUUCUUCUAUCAGAAGACUUUCAAAGUCAGUGUUCAGUUUUAGAGGAGUGUCUCGUGAAUGUCUCGGAUGGGGACAUUGUCUUGGUUAAGGUUGGGGCGAAGUUGGCAUUCUUGGCUAUGGACUGCUCGCCAAGCCCCUAAUAGUCCAUAGUGCAUGUCAGUGACAGUAUCCGUCGGUGACAGCUCCUGGCCAGGGACAGCUCUUGCUCUCUUGCAGUGGGCCACACCCCAGGGGGUUGAGAGCCGUAAUGUGCUGCCAUAUUGCUCCUGUUUCAAGUGAUCCCAUGGGACCAGUGCGGCUAAGCCUUAGUGUCAGAGCUGCUCAGGAGUCCUUUACUGCACGAAGACAUUGAAAAACGGGAUUUAGGCUUGUGAUGAUCCGAAAGUACAAAUGUUUACGUUGCAUCUUUCCAUUUGAGGGAAACACUAUUCAUUCCUUCGAAAGGGACCUAUUCUGACUUUUAAAGCUGGAGCUUAUGAAAAGCAGUGCUUUGCUUUCUAUUAAAUAUUGAAGCAGUAGUAGGAUGGGGGGGGAACCCUGAAAACAGGCUGUCUCUGAAUGGUUAACUGGCAGUGUGUCAUCUUCUAGGACUUCCUUCUUGAGUAACUCAGUUGCUUAAUUCUUUACGGGGUGGGAGGUGGACGAGGAAGGAGGAGCUAGUGCACUCUGGGCUUGGUUGGCUGUAGCCCUGGGGGCAAUAUGGGUUUUUUUGUUGUUGUGAAUUAUAAAUGUCUGGCUCAAACUGUUUACUUCUAGAUGUUGAGAUAAGCUUUCAUUAUUAGUGUGUACAAAUUACCUCAUAGAAAGUUUGCAUUUAAAUCUACUUUUCAAUUAUUUAUGAGAGAUGACAGUUGGAAAAACUGCACCCUGUCUUAGAAGCUGAAGGUCCCUGUGGGUCGCCUGGGUGACUCACAGGGUAAUCUGAUCGGGUACAUACUUCACUGCUCCUAACAGGUUGGGGCUGCUUCAGAACAUGACACAUUUCAGGGUGACUCUUUUCACUGCAGCGUAUAUUUUUUCUUGUAACCUCUGUCUCUGUUCAGAAGCCUUCUGCUUGUGUGCCCCACUCCCAGCCAAGCCACCAAUCCCACCAGCUCUAAUCAUACAGCACUGUUCUCCACUGGUUUCUGAUGUCACGGCUCUGCCGCUCCUAUUUUUCCUUCCAGGUUUGAAGGGGAGGGUCAGGGCAGAAAAGGUACAUGUGGAAAUUAAAAGCCAUAGUGCUCCUUUGUGGCCUUUGAGGCCAAAAAACUGAUGGCACUUGAAAUUAGUUCCCAGUCUUGGCUGGCAUUUUACACAGAUGGCAAGGGGAGCAAUUACACGCCUGAGUGGGUGGAGAGGUUUGUCUAAUCCUAAAUCCUGUCAUGUUUAACAAUUUUUAUUAAGUCAAAAACUUCCAUGUGAGCUAAACUCCUCUUAAUGGCUGUCAGCAUAUCUCGAAACAUGAAAUAUUGUGUCUUUUGGCAAGGAAUUUCCAAACAUGUUCAAUCUAUCCCUUUGACUCUUGGUAGGAAUAAAAAUCUUUCCAAACCAAUGGGUAUUCGACUUAAGGAAUUCUCAAAGAAAAUGAUUCUGCAACUUCCCUUAGGACGUUCUUCUGGUGCCUCCCAGUUUUUAUAGUUAACUUUUCUUUAAUAUAUUACUUCAAUCAUUCCUGAAAUAGAGUACUUUCUUGUCCAUUUGUCGGUAGCAUUGGGUAAAUUUCUCAUCAGGCUGAAGUGCUAAGAUCUUAAUGGAGAAGAGGCAAUAAAUCACAACCUGGUAUAGGUCCACCUGGGAGUCGUUAUCCAUCUCGAAAGUAAAAGGACAGGGGUGCUGGCCGGGAGUCAGCCGUGACAAAGCCCUUCUACUAAAGCUGCGUGUUUCAUUCUGUGAGCACUCGAGUCCCAUGAAACGUCUAAUGUAAGCAAGAUUAUUUAUCAAAUUUUCUGAUGCCUGAAGCUCAGCAGGGGCAAAAUGGUAGGAAGGGAACAGUUAUUGGCACAUGUGAAGAUGACAGGCUUUCACUUUGACAGCCUGACAGUGAAGGGGGGCGAUGGGAAAACCCUGCACAGUAAGGAAUAUAGAUAAAAUCUGUUCUGCGUGUCUGCUGAAAAGGUCUGGGAAGAGUGUAUUCUAUUGUAGAUUUUCUUGGAAAAAGCGGUUAGAGUAAGAUGUAUUAUUACAUUGAAGAUUAUGGCUGAAGCUAUUUGAAGAAACAGGUUAUGCUUUCAAACUUGUAUGCUUUUCAUUGGAGGGUUAAUUGUGAAAAUUAGCAGUCGUGUAUGUGACGUGCAUGGCAUAAAGUAGCCGUGAUGCCAAUGCUAGAGGCAGGGGUUUAGAUGUGAAUGGCUCUUGUUCAUCAUAGUUGUUUAAUAAAUAGAGUUUGAAUGAGUGUAAUAGCAUUUUAAGCAGUUCACUUGGGUUUUCCUAAGCUAAUUGGAGUACCUACCUAACAUGGAUAGUUAAAAUAUAAAUAUUUCCUCCAAAGCUGAUUUAAGCCCUUAUAUUUUAUCUUGGUCACAGGGGAACUCUGAUCCAGUUGUGAAAGUAGUUACUUUAUUUGACCUUCUUUUACGUAAGUGAAGAUAUUAAUAAUAAAGGCCCAAUAUAAUAACAGAAACACAGAAUAGCUAAGUAGAUGAAGAAUUGGUUAUAUGCAAACAUAGCCAUGGGUCUUGUGAAUAAUGGGAAACCCAUUAAGUUUCUCGGAAGUCCAGCCUAAGUGUGUACCGACGGUGGGAGAGUCAUGAAUCUGCUCCCCGAGUGGACCCAUUUUCCUUCUUGGUGGCUUGGCAGUGAGUGGUCCUCUAGCUCCUCCCAUCGGCUCUUUCCCAGACAUGUGUAGGAAGAGGAGGGAUUGGAGGGAAACAGACCAGUUACUAUUAACACCAGUUCAUCUCUGCUCUUGUAUGUGUCCGGGUGCACAGUCUGAGGAAGCGGGGCCGGGAAGAACCUUCCACAGCACUUCCUGAAUAUAAAGAACGCACAAGGUUUAUUUUGGGGCUUAGAUAUUUCUAAAUGAAAACUGUAACUUUGAUUCAGAAAGAACUGUAAUUUUGAUGUAGGAGGUGGACAUCACUGGGGAGACCACUCUGUACCUUGUUUGGGGUCUCUGGAUCCUUAGGGAAUGCAUAACCUGGAUGUCAGGGGCGAAUCUCUGAAAUGCUAAGCAGCAUUUGGGAUUUUUUUUUUUUUUGGCACUGUUUUUUUAAACUUUUAUAUUUUGAGUUUCUCAAAGUGUCUUUAACUCAGAAAGAAUAUUGGAUAUUUGAACUUCGAUAUCAGCCUCUGGUGCUAUAUGUAAUUAUAUCAUUUUGGCCCUUACUGUGAUCAGAGAAGAGGUAUCACUCCUCUGUGUGACAGUGGGGGUCACAUUUGUUCCCUGGACCCAAAUUUCUCCCAUGUUCCCUGGACCCAAAUUUCUCCUGUGAUAAAUCGAGGGGUUUAAACUGUAUGAUCUCUUGAGGUCACUUUGAGCUUUGACACAGGCCCUUGUUUUUGCAACCUGGACUCUUUUGGAGCUUUGCCCUUUAGUCCUCAUGCCUGUUCUCUGUGGUUUCCAUGGUAGUAUGAGCUGUCCAUCCAAGGAACACUUGGCAGCUGCUCUGUUUUUCUUCUGUAAAUGCUGCAGUCCUGGUGAGCGUGUAGAGCCCUUUUCUUACAAUCUCAGUGAAUUGCAGUCGAUGUCUGCUGCAAAAUCCUGCUCUUAUAGUUUUUAAUCAAAGUUUAAUUUCUAUUGCAGUUUGUUGCCUGUAAUAUAUUUGCUCAAUGCCGAGUACAGGAGAGUGAGAUGGACCCAGUUCUCUCCUUGUUGCAUAUUAGCCUCACUCUUAGUGACACUUUGGGGAGAAGAUACUGACCCAAGUCUCUAUGAUGGAAAGUUGCAGAAACUUUUAACACCCCCAGGACCAUGGAAUUAUGUCGGCCUUCGAUGAAAUGCACCCAGAUGCAUUCCAGCAUGUGGCUCUAGUUAUCUUGCAUGCCUUGAUUAAGGGUUUACAAAGGGCUAGAGCCUGCAGCUAAUUGUCAUUAGCAUAGCUCUCUGAUUAUGGUUCUCUGUGAUAGGCUAGUCAUUCAAAGCUAGGGAGGAAUGACCCCACCCCCCAGGGGAGGGGGCUGCUGGUGGGGAGGGGUGGGGAGGCAGAAGCAACUCCCCAGCCCCCUGCUCUGGCUGCUGGUAGAAGACGGGCGGUGGAAAGGCAAUGACAGGUGUAAAAACGGCUGCCUUUCACCUUCGCUGGCCGUGACGUAAUAGCUGAGUCAGUUAGAUUCUCUUUGGAAAUACAUUUGUUUAGGUGAUGAUGUUCCUGAGCCCGCCUAGGAAUCUUGGCUGUGCUUCUAAUCUUUGAAAACUCCUUGUCAAGAUCUCACUUUCAGAAGUGUGAUCUGAUGAUAAUUAAUCAAGCUUUGGGUUGUUCUUUCUUACAUUUCCAGAAGUCUGGAUUCUGCACAGACCUGCAUUUCCGUAGCUUUGCUGGAGUUAGGAAGUUUGAGCUGCCUCUGAAGUGUUGACUGCGGGGAGGCGGGGUUUUCCGUCUCCAAUGAGGUGGCUUCAGUGUCGGGAAAGCCUAUCAUCUUUCACAGGAGCGCUUGCUCUGUAAUCCAAGCGAUAGCCACGCAGCAUGUUUUAUUGUUUGUGGAGUCCUGUGGCUCCUGAGCCAGGCACAGACGGGGAAAAAGGACAAGUGGGCGGUUUAUGAUUCUGCGCUGAGCUGGGACAAGUGAGUCCCACUCUUUGAUUUCUUGCAAGUCACCUGUGUGGGUGAACUUUAAACCAGGCGCCUAGGUUGAAGCUGAAUCUUUUUCUCCAGGCUGACGAGUUCCUUCUGUCUGCAGCAGACGGCUGGCUUGCUGCCCUUGUGGGGAAAGAUGCCUGGGACAGGAGUAGGAUUGCAGUGCGGGAUGCUAGGGACUCACCAAAGGGUUGGAGUGCCUUGGUCCUGUUCUUCGCCAAGCCCUGACAAGUGUUCCUGAAAUGAGCACCCUGCUUCCUUUUUAAACUUAUACUUUGAGUUAUUUUAUUUUAUUUUUGGAGGGAACUGUGGAUAUUCUUGAUCUCAAAACCAAGUACCACAAUGUGGCUAGGGUAAAAAAAAAAAUUUUUUUUUUUUGUUUCUUAACCUCUCAUUUUCCUCUUCUUUAUAACUGAGUGACAUAGAAGGAAUCUUCUUGCAGAAUGCUCUCCCUGACUCUCAAUGUUGUCUGAAUAGUGGGAAGGAGCAGGUUCACUGAGAGGGCCUGGAACAAUUUGAAAAAAUCGAGCUUUUUGUGCACUGGACUGUCCUUUGUCUAUAGCGGAUUUUGAUGUGAAAGAAGAUGAAAAAGGAAGGCUCUUCAGGUUCCUUCAGACUCAAGUCAAAUCCAGGUUCCCUCUCACGUGCUGUGAGUUGGAUCAGUUUCUCCUCCUUGUCCAGGCAGACAAAGAGGCUGUUCCGCAGUGAUGGGGAGCUCUCGGCUUGCAGGCAGCAGGUGGAGGCAGAUGAUGACAACUGGACCUACAGAACCCAGCCCAGAAAAGCUGUUUCCAACCUAGAUGAGGAGAGCCGAUGGACGGUCCACUACACUGCCCCCUGGCACCAGCAGGAGAAUGUAUUCCUUCCCACCACGAGACCCCCUUGCGUAGAGGACCUGCACCGCCAAGCCAAGCUCAACCUCAAAUCAGUUUUGCGGGAAUGUGACAAGUUGCGGCGUGAUGGCUACCGGAGUUCUCAGUACUACUCCCAGGGACCCACCUUCGCAGCCAACUCUGGUCCACUCUGUGAUGACUAUCAAGAUGAGGAUGAAGAAACAGAUCAAAAGUGUUCUAUCUCUUCGUUGGAAGAGGAAAGACUUAUAUCCACCAGGAGACCUAAAACGCCAACCUCAAGUGACUUCUCUGACCUUAACACUCAAACCAACUGGACCAAGUCACUUCCCUUGCCAACACCGGAAGAGAAGAUGCGACAGCAGGCCCAAACCGUCCAGGCUGAUGUGGUUCCUAUUAACAUAACUGGGGAGAAUUUCGAUCGCCAGGCCAGCCUCCGGCGGUCUCUAAUUUACACAGACACUCUGGUAAGACGACCGAAGAAAGUCAAAAGGAGAAAGACUAUUACAGGCGUCCCUGACAGCAUACAGAAGGAGCUAGCUUCGGGAGGCACUGGCCAAGAUGAUAUUGGUGGCCACUCAGUGUACACCCCAGACCACUGCUCUACGCUCGGAAGGUCUGCUGGGCAGCGCUCAGAAACCAGGGAUUCUAGCUGCCAGACGGAUGACAUCAAAGUCGUACCACCUUCGAUGAGAAGAAUCAGGGCGCAGAAGGGGCAGGGCAUCGCCGCCCAGAUGAGCCACUUCUCCGGCUCCUCUGGGAACAUGUCGGUGCUGAGCGACUCUGCGGGCAUCGUGUUCCCUUCUCGCCUCAACAGUGAUACAGGUUUCCACAGUCUUCCCCGCUCGGGAGUGAGGGCAAGCCUUCAGCGCCUGGAGCCACAGCUGGGCGCCCUGGGUCCGGCAGAGGACACCGACAGCACGUUCCCCUACCAGCGGGGUCACCCGCAAGUACACGAUGACUUAGGACAUUCAGGAGGUCCCUCAAGGACUGGAACCCCACUGAGGCCCAAGUCCCAGGAACUGAGGCACUUUGAGGGUGAAACUGUCAUGAGCCCGGCGUGUGUGGUUUCUCCUCACUCGACCUACUCCACCAGCAUCAUCCCAAAUGCCACGCUCUCCUCCUCUUCGGAGAUCAUUGUGAUUCACACUGCUCAGAGCUCAGGGCAGCUGGACCAUAAGAUUAGCAGCACCUCCUCCUACACAAAGAUCAAAUCCAGAGACCACCUCCUCUCCAGGCAUAAAGACGGCCAUCCUUCUCCCAGUGGCAACUGGAAUGAGGGGCACUCCAACGUUGUUUCACAGGCCUCAGAUCCCCAUUCCUCCAGUGCAGCCACGCUGCUGUCCCUCUGUGAUUCUGCAGUCACUCUAAAUUCACCAGCAAAUCGGGAGAAUGGGUCCCAGGCCCUGGCCUAUAAUUGCAGAACCGACCUGAGUUUCCCCAAGCACCCCCAGGAUGAGGACGGCAAGAGUGAGUCCAGUUAUUCUGGCGGCGGGGGGCGCGGUGCAGAGCUCUGGGAAUCCACUGCCUCGGGUAAUGGGCGUGCCUCCCCGCUGAAGCCACAUUUGGCAACGCCUGGUUGCUCCACUCCUGUGAGUAACCUGAGCAGCUGCAGUUUGGACCAGACGUCUAACAGAGAUGAUGCCAGGUCUGUGUAUUCAGAGGACCACGACGGCUACUACUCCCCGCUGCACACCGACUCUGCACACGGGUCUGGGAAUCUGUGCAAUAGCAGCGAUGGCUUCGGGAACCCCAGGCACAGUGUGGUCAAUGUUUUUGAUGGAAGAGCACAGAAGAACCAAGCGGACCGGUCAAACGGCCAAGACAAGACCCUUUCGCGAAACAUCUCUUUGAAGAAAGCGAAGAAGCCCCCCCUCCCACCCUCUCGGACGGACUCUCUGCGCAGGGUACCCAAGAAAAGUGUCCAGUCCAACGGGCAGGUGCUAAACGAGAGCCUGAUCGCCUCCCUCCAGCAUUCGCUGCAGCUGAACCUCCCGGGCAAGGGCGGCAGCUCGCCCUCCCAGAGCCCCUGUAGUGACUUCGAAGAGCCCUGGUUGCCUCGGUCCCGCAGCCAGAGCACAGUGAGCGCGGGCAGCAGCCUGACCUCGGCCACCACCCCCAAUGUCUACUCCCUGUGCGGGGUGACGCCGGCCCAGAGCGACACGAGCAGCGUCAAGUCCGAGUACACAGACCCGUGGGGUUACUACAUUGACUACACGGGCGUGCAGGAAGACCCGGGGAACCGAGGCGGGAGCGGGGCGGGGUCAGCCAGUACCCCGGUGGCACCCGGAAAUGGGCCAGGCCGCCAUCCCCCAGAGGGGUCCAGGAUCGCUGUACCCCCAGUGCCCGGUGGCGCAGUCAAACCAAAGAUCACAUCGCCGGAGAAGUCGCACAGAGUCACGUCUCCAUCCAGUGGGUAUUCCAGCCAGUCGAACACACCCACAGCUCUCACCCCUGUGCCUGUGUUUUUAAAAUCAGUGUCACCAGCCAAUGGGAAGGGGAAGCCCAAGCCCAAGGUGCCAGAAAGGAAGUCCUCUCUGGUGUCUUCAGUAUCCAUCUCCUCCUCCUCCACGUCUCUUUCCUCGAAUACUUCCACGGAAGGGAGUGGAACUCUGAAGAAGCUGGAUUCGGUGCUGGCAUCUCCCCUGGCUGCUGCUCCUCUCCCCUCUCUUUCAUCCGACAGGUCUCCUUUCCUCCCUCCCCCUCCUCCUUUAGCCGAUUCCUCCCAGGGCUCCCCUCUGCCUCGCUCUCCCCUCUUCCCCCCUCCACCACCCGAAGUUCUCACUCCCUUCUGCCCCCCCACCGACGCCUGCUUUCCUCCGCCCCCCGCAGCACUCAGUCCCCUUCUUCUGGAUUCAUCUCCUCUGCCACCUCCUCCACCUGCCUUACCCUCCUCGCUGCCCCCGCCAGCCCCACCCCUUGACCCCAAAUUGAUGAAAGAUGCCAAGCCUUCUUUCAAAAGGUCUGGCCAGCCAGAGCCCUCCCGGGAGGUCUGCCGAUUGCCUUCCACCAAGGAGGAGGGCAAUAGACCCCCCAUGCCCCUGAUCACCACGGAAGCAUUGCAGAUGGUGCAGUUGAGGCCAGUGAAGAAGAACUCAGGAACCGAGGUAGCACUGAUACAUGAACGCGCAUCUCAGGAAAAACGAACUCUGGUUGUUCCCCAGUAUCGUUUAAAGCCAUCUGCUUUCCUGAAAUCCCGAAAUAGCAUAAAUGAAAUGGAGAGUGAAAGUCAGCCUGCCUCUGCUACUAGCUCGCUCUCGACUCCUGCCAAGAGCUCGACUCAGGGUCACCAGGACAGUGUAGCCGAGCGUGGCCUCCCGAGCCACAGCCCGGACCGCGCUGGGGAGGCAGAGGCAGAGGCCGGGACCACCCCGCCCCACGAACCCCCCGGUCCAUCGCCCAGCAGGAAGCCGCCCCCCAUUUCCAAGAAGCCCAAACUGUUCCUCGUGGUGCCACCUCCGCAGAGAGAUUUCACGGCGGAGCCUGCAGAGAAUAAGAGCGAAGCAUUGCCCAGCCCCACGAGAGAAGAGGCACGAGAGAGUUGUAUAGCCGAGGCUGGUUCCGAUGAUACCAACUCUGGCAGCUCGGUUCUUGCAGGAGGAGCUACAGGAUCCAAGUCCGCCGACGGAGUGGAAUCCAAUGUCCCCAUGGUACAGCCCGAUGCCUCACCAGCCCUUGCGCAGGAGGAGCCAGGCACAGGGGACACCGUGGAGAGCUGUUCCUCCCUGCAGGACCCAAGACCUGGGGUGCCGGAGGCUGACACAGCCAGCCCUUCGCCAGAGGCCUCUGACUUCCUUAAGGAAGACGGGAGUGAUGAGGUGAUGAUCCCCAGUAGACCCCGGACCACGGAAGACCUUUUUGCAGCUAUUCACAGGUCUAAGAGGAAAGUCCUUGGCCGCAAAGACUCAGAUGAUGAUCACUCCCGAAACCAUUCUCCCUCCCCGCCAGUGACACCCACUGGCGCUGCCCCCAGCCUGGCCUCCCAGAAACAAGUGGGAUCGAUUCAGAGGAGCGUCCGGAAGAGCAGCACCAGCAGUGACAACUUCAAAGCUCUUCUGCUGAAAAAGGGGAGCCGGACAGACACCAGCGCCCGCAUGUCCGCGGCGGAGAUGCUCAAGAACACAGAUCCUAGAUUCCAGAGGUCAAGGUCCGAGCCUUCACCAGACACCCCCGAGAGCCCGUCAAGCUGCUCCCCGAACAAGAACCGAAGGGCCCCGGAGGAGUGGGCCAAGAACGAAGGCUUGAUGCCUCGGAGUCUGUCCUUUUCUGGCCCCAGGUACGGCCGCAGUCGAACGCCGCCCUCCGCCGCCAGCAGCAGGUACAGCGUGCGGAACCGGAUCCAGAGCAGCCCCAUGACCGUCAUCUCAGAGGGCGAAGGGGAAGCCACAGAGUCUGUAGACAGCAGGGCUCUCCGGGCCCCGGGCACCACGAGGGAAUGUUCGCUGGAUGGACUGGCCGGGGACGACGUGGAUGAGCACAGCCUGCUCUGUGCUGGGGCGCCGGCUCCGGGUCCCGCGGAAGGGCCGGCCGGUGCCGAGGGCGGGGAUCCAUCAGAACAGCAUGGUGGGCCUCUGAGGGGAGAGAGUUAAGGGCAAGAAGAGGAAUCGCCCAGGUGAUGUGGGCAGAUGGGCAGCACAUCGCUCUAGGAAGCCUGACAGGCCCCCCUCCCCGCCUCGUCCGUGGGUCUAGCUCAGCGUCUGUGCCAGGGCCCAGGCACUGCCAGCCCUGCAGCGCAAAGAGAGGGCUUGGCACUUGUCCUGUGGCUUAAAAGCAAGUAGAAGCUUAACUUCUGAAAGUGCUUCCUGGGGAAGAUUUUUUUUUUUUUUCCCUAAAUGCUGGGUGUGUGUGGAGGGAUGUGUGUGUGUGUGUGUGUGUGUGUGUGUGUGCAUUUGAAACAGUUUAUGUUAAAAAAAAAAUACACAAGCAGCAUGUACAGAAAUAGGAGAGACAGCGUUAAGCUAAGUGGAGUAUGGGGGUCUUCUGGACUAGAUGGUCGUUGCUUUAAAAGUAUUAUGUUCAUGGAAACGAGUGAGUUCCAGAAGAAGAGAGAGAACCUUUAUUUCUAAGAAAGAGGUGGUAAUUUGCUGGUUCUGAGCGUGCAGAACACGUGGGGAUGUGCACUGGUGUGCUUUCCAGGGCAGUCCCCACCCCCUACCCCUUACCCCUACCCCCUUGGUUAAUCCGCAGAGCUGGGAAAGGGCUAAGUGACUAACUGGUUCAGGUACUUUUUUUUCUGGGGAAAAAAGGCUUUGUUUCUUUUUUGUAAAAAUGACAGGCACGUGGAAGUGGCAACGCUGUAACUGGGAGUCUGCUGCUAUGCAGCCACAGACACACAACUUUUAGCCUGAUUUGUAGAAACGUGGGUAAUUUUUUAAUGACUUUCCUCCUUGAGAAGCAGCUGAGACCUCCUUGGAAAGCGGAAGUGAUGGCGCACAGACAGAGAGGGUAACAGGCGAGAGCCAGGAAGAGGAGUAAGUGAUACACUGCUGGGGUUUGUUUCCUGCUUAGUAAAUACAACUAUUUUUCAGAAUUAAAUUUUUAAACUUGCACUACAGAACUGUGGGUGGAGCCUUUCCUUUUACAACUGUUUUUGUUUGUUUGUUUGUUUUGUUUUUUUUUAAACCAGAGUUUAAACUUCCACUUGGCAAUUUCUUAUCACUUGAAAUGUCAACAUUUGCUAACUUUCAGAUAUCCUUUUGGUUACACCAAAGAAAAUUUUACGACUAUUUUUCCUUGAACUGCCUGCAGUAUCAUGUCCUCAUUUAGAAAGGUUUAUGAAAAUCUAUUAUAUAUUAUCUUACUUUGAAGAAAGUGCUGAAUAGCUCUUAAUAGUCAAAUAAACUGAUACAAAUUGGCAGGGCUGGCUAUUAAUUAGCCCUGGGAAAUGAGUUUUUAGAUUAAAAAGUUUUUUUGCAUCAUUUGGUUUGUGUGUUUUUAUAUUUUUUUAUAAAGAAUUGAGUUGGCUAAUUACCUUCUAAUCUUCUCCAGUUAGAAUUUUAACACUUUAGACAUGGAAGAAAAGUGUGUAAAGUAUUUAUUUUUUAUGUGAUAUUCUUACGACCCUCAUCCUCCAGUUCCUCCCAGCUGUACAUAGACUCCUUUAUUUGUUGGUUAAAUAAAAUCAGAGCCUUGUCUUAUCAGAAGAACCUCAGAUGAAAAUGCUGAGCUUACUGGCCUAAAUAUAA
This is a messenger RNA of Sus scrofa (pig), 12398 nucleotides long. It is a transcript of the gene NHSL1, whose product is annotated as NHS like 1. The record is from RefSeq and is a predicted model, not a curated record. Gene Ontology annotation, biological process: cell differentiation. Lineage: Eukaryota; Metazoa; Chordata; Mammalia; Artiodactyla; Suidae.